Messenger RNA from Protopolystoma xenopodis, 1299 nucleotides. Lineage: Eukaryota; Metazoa; Platyhelminthes; Monogenea; Polystomatidea; Polystomatidae. The record is from the annotation of a GenBank genome assembly.
AUGGAUGAUAAUAGUGACUCGGAAAUCCUGUUGACAAUAGGAAUAUGCGCAAUGGCAAAAAAAGCUAAAUCUAAACCUAUGAAAGAAAUCCUUAGAAGAAUGGACAAAUUCCAGCAUAUCAGGGUCAUUGUCUUUGAAGAAUUUACAAUUCUGGAAGAGCCUAUUGAGCAAUGGCCUAUUUGUGAUGCCCUAAUUAGCUUUUAUUCUGGGGGGUUUCCUUUGGAAAAGGCUAUUGCCUAUUCAAAGCUCAGAAACCCAUAUCUUGUAAAUGAUUUGGAGUUUCAAUAUAUAUUGAUGGAUAGAAGAAGAGUAUAUGAAUACCUAAAAAAGGAAGGUGUACCUGUUCCUAGAUAUGUUUGCGCAGAUAGAAGUGUAGGCUCUGUUGAAGUUGUUGAACAUGAUGACACUAUAGAAGUAAAUAAUGAAAUAUUUCAUAAGCCUUUUGUUGAAAAGCCUUUGAAUGCAGAGGAUCACAAUAUUUAUAUUUAUUUCCCCAGCACUGCUGGGGGUGGUUGUCAAAGACUUUUCCGAAAGGUUGGUGACCGGAGUAGCAAAUACUUUCAAGAUAGUUUCAUCCGUAGAAAUGGUUCCUACAUGUAUGAAGAAUUCAUGCCUACAGAUGGAACUGAUGUCAAAGUAUAUACCGUAGCUGAUGACUAUGCUCAUGCAGAGGCUCGCAAGUCCCCUGCUUUGGACGGAAAAGUUGAAAGGGACCACGAGGGGAAGGAAGUCAGAUAUCCCGUUAUCCUCACGCCAAGAGAAAAAAUAAUUGCCAAAAAGGUAGCCAAAUCUGUUCGUCAACAAAUUUGUGGUUUUGACUUACUACGAGCUAACGGAAUGUCUUAUGUAUGUGAUGUCAACGGGUUUUCUUUUGUCAAAAGUAGUCGAAAAUAUUAUGAUGAUUGCAGCCACAUUCUCGGGAUGAUGAUCACUAGAAAGUUAGCUCCUCGCUUAUGUGUACCUGCAAUUGCUCAUUUAUGUCCAGGAGCCUCAGCUGAUACUCCUCUUGUUCCAACCACUUGUGGAACAAUAAUGGAGCUACGGUGCGUUAUUGGUGUUAUCAGACAUGGGGAUAGAACACCGAAGCAGAAGAUGAAAAUGGAAGUGAGACAUGAAAAGUUUUUUGCACUGUACCAUAAAUAUGCCAGCGGAUGGAGUAAUGAAUUGAAGCUCAAGAAGCCAACUCAAUUACAAGAAGUUCUAGAUAUAGUUCGUUCUCUUUUGGAUGAUGUCGAAACUGGAAAAAAACAGGAUCCAGAGGUAGAAGAAAAGCGGGCAAAAUUUGAACAACUAAAGUGA